Molecule: messenger RNA, 529 nt
Organism: Gilbertella persicaria
Lineage: Eukaryota; Fungi; Mucoromycota; Mucoromycetes; Mucorales; Choanephoraceae
Exons: 1
Coding region: 160-345 (61 amino acids)
Source: RefSeq, a predicted model, not a curated record
UAGCCAUGGUUAUCUGUGAUUGUUUUUUUUCUAAUGAAUAAAAAGGAGGAGGGUUUUAGAUGCAAAACUGGUUGCUUUUUGGAGUGAACGGAGUGUUUCCCUUUCUACGCGCAAGGGGGUGGGUGGGGGAGUAAAGACACAUGAUAUACUGCCUAGGUCAUGCAGUUGAGGUGGCUGAGAAACAAAAAAAAAAAUUACGCCCACGAAAGCCUAUUCAACCUUAAUCCUUAUUUCCUUACAAAAAGAGACCUUUUAUCUUAUUCUCCGCACACACACACACACUCUCUCUCUCUUUUUCUCUUCAAACCGUGUUACUUUAUACAAAUAACAAGAAAAAGUAUCUAAAAAAAGAACUGUCUGAGGCUAAAUUUUCUUUUUGUCUGGAUCUCAAGCUACUUUCGAAAAAGGUAAUCAUUUAAAGAAAUCAACUGGAGCCUUUCAUUGUCCGCCUUUAAAAUAUAUACACACAUCGAUAAGAAAUAACAAAGAAAUAUAGAAAAAAGAAAUAAAGAAAUUCAAUUGAAAACCA